This is a messenger RNA of Astrephomene gubernaculifera, 5356 nucleotides long. The record is from the annotation of a GenBank genome assembly. Lineage: Eukaryota; Viridiplantae; Chlorophyta; Chlorophyceae; Chlamydomonadales; Astrephomenaceae.
GUCGGAGAGGGACUGUGAGCGAGGGUGGUGAUCGAGCUGGCGCUACUGAUGUUGAGCUGGGGUCAGGGGGAGAAGGGGAAGCAGCCGACAGCGAUGCAGGUAGCGGGGUACUGCGUUCGCAAUCGCGACAUGAGGAGGAAGAGCGAGGAAGGCGGCAGCGCCGGAGCCAGCGCUGGCAGUCACGGCAGCAACAACAACGACAACAACAGGACGAGCUCCCGGAUGAGCCCAUGGCUCCUCUAUCUCACUUGGCCGAGGCCAUCAAUGCCGUACGUCCACGUGUGCAGGUGGCACGGUUCGGCCACUGCAGCGUGGCUGAGGCGAUGCGGCGGGAACUGCAGGCUCGGCGCGAGCGGCAGCUGCAGAAGACCCGCCAGCUAAUGGACCAGCUUCGAAACCAGCCCUUUGAGCAGCUUUGGCCUGCUUCGAGCGGUGCCGCCACCGCCACCGCCACCGCUGCUGCUGUUGGCCCCGCCUCCCACGGCGGCGCUACCGGCCCUGCUGUUGCUGUACCCCCUGCUGAGGCUGCCUCACAGCUGCGGCGGCAACGGUUGCAAGAACUGGGUCGCCGGCGCCGGCGCUGGAGCGGCACAGCGCAGGAAGCGGAGCAGCAGGCGCAGGCGGCUUCAGCUGUGCCUGCCGGCGCUAGCAUGUCCAGGGCGCAGGUUGCAGGCGCGAAGGAGGAGGAGGAGGAAAAGGAGCAACGGAGUGAGCUUGCCGUCAGCAGCGCUACCGGCAAUCAAAGCGGCGACGAGGGCCGCGGCGGUUGUGAAGAGCGGCGGCAUGUGCGGCUGGAUGGCGGGAGGGAGUCCGACGGCAGCAGCCCGGGGGCUUCACCGCCUGAGCAGCUGUCCACAGCAGGGGAGCAAGGGGGCGGAACCACGUCGCCGCCGCCGCAGUCUUCACCAGAGCAACCACCUCCCGGCGCGGCUGCUCCGGACAGCCCGCCGCGGCCAGCAGCUGCAACUGCAGCACCACCAGCAGCCCAAUCAACAGCAGCUGAGCAGGAGCCAUGUCAAUCCCCACGCCAGGAGCGUCAACCAGCCAUGUCGACCCCGUCAAGCCAUCCAGCCCCCGCGGCUCCAGGAAACACAGCCGCCAUCACCUCUUCGGCAGUAGCGCCCCCCGCACCCACAACUGCAGCUGCUGCUGCUGUUGCUGUUGCAGUCAGUCCCCAACGUCCUCUUCCCCACUACCUGGCUGCAACCCGUCAAACCCUGUCCGCGUUAGAGGCCACACUCAGAGAUGGAGUCGCCGCAGAGCUUCAAGGGCAGCAGCCAGCGACAGCGGCGUCUGACCCACGGGUCACCGCCGCCGUCAUGCCGUCGUACGCGCUUGUACAGAAACGGGCCCCCGUGACCACGUUCAGCCCUGCUCGCACCGUCGCGCCCUCCCCGCGCUACAGCCGCGAGCCAGGACCCGGUCACUACGACCCGCAGUUGGCAGACACCGCUCUGUCACGCAUGGCUCGCAGUCCCGCACCCUUCUUCGGUGGAGCACGCAGGUCUGUCGUGGUGUCCUCCUCGCAUGGAGGUGAAGCAGCUGACGGCGGCAGCCCCACGCAUGCGGGCGCCUCCUCAGCAGCAGCAGCUUCCGCAGCCGCAGAGGUUGCAUGGUUGUACCGGGACCCAGCGGCCGCGCUGGAUUACACCAAGCGCCGAGUACCCGCGGCGGUUAUACUGCCCGCGCCGUCGGCCAUGCAACGACGGCAGGGCGAGCUGGAGGGUGAAGGUGCGGAUGAAGGUACGGCGGUGGGGCUGCACCAGCCAACGCAGGAGCUGGUAUUGGAUGUGCGAUUUACGUUGGUAGAGCCACGAGUCCGAGGCACACCCAUCAUGCGGCGACCGCAGCCGGCACCAGCAGCUGUGGUCGAGGACGAGUACGGCCAGCCUUUGGAGCGGCUCAUAGCCGACCCAUGGGCCAUCGACCUGGCCAUCCGCCGCCGCCGACCCGCCUGGGGCUUCCCGGCCGUGGGUCACGUGGACAUUUUGCCGAAAAGUCCCGUGGGUCGCGACCUGCUGGACCUGCGCCCCGUGUACGACCUGGUGGAACGGCGCGUGGCGGGGGCACCGGACUUCAGCCGGGCGCAGGAGAGGUAUGCGGGCGAGGAGGAGCGGCUCCGGCAGCUGCGGCGGCAACCGGCCGCUGGGGACUAUGAAGUGGAGCUUGCGUGGGCCUACCUGUGUCGCCGGGCGCCGCAGGUGCUGAUGCGCCUGGCGGCACCCCGGUGGCCUCCGCCUCGCCCGUCAGAGCAAGACACGGACGCCGCCGGCGCCGCCGCCUCUCCCCACAUCGGCGCCGACCCAGAUCCCGACGCUGACGCCGACCCCGACAUGCAGCGCCGGCAGCGGGGUGCGGCGCUGCUGGAGCUCUCAGCGGCGCUGGACUGCAUCCGCCCCCGGCCGCCCGCCUGGACCUUUGCGCCCAUUGUCAGGGUGGUACGCCGCGACGGAGGAGGGCGCCGCGAUCGGGGGGCCUUCGGUCCGCUGCUGUCCUUUGAUGUGCGUCUGUCGCUGGUGCGGCGGCGGCUGCCCGGGGCGCUGCCGUUCGGAGCUGGACCCCCGCGCGUGGGGCUGCUGGACCCUCGUGCACUGGCGGCGGUACGGCACCUCGCACCCGGCACCUAUGAGGUGGAGCUUGCGUGGCGGGCGGCGCAACCCGCACCUCGGGCCACGGACUUUGCCCGGGGCACAGGCCACGUACUGGACGCCGACGAGCCGCCGCCACCCGACGACGGCGGGGACCUGCCGUACGGCGCCCGUCUAGUGCUUGACGCCGCCGCCGCCAAGGAUGCCGUACUGGCGCGUCGCAGUCGCGGUGUGGGGCCCCGCAUGGCCGUUGCGUUGGGUCGCGAGGAGGCUCAGGCGCUGGACCCGCCCGGCAGCUAUCAGUACACCCUGAACCUGCCGCUGCCGGACCCGGACCUAGACCUGCCCACCAGGCCCCGGCCGCGCGCCGUAGUGCUACACGACGACGCCCCCGGCCACCAACCCCCCGCUCCGGAACCCUCCGCGCAUGAGGCCCUCCGAGGCCCGGGUGCCUACAGCCCUGAGGAGCUGGCGGUGGCUGGACACCACCCCACCGCACCUGCUGUGGACUUUGGCCGUGCCGCCGGCAGGGAUGCUGGUGCUGAAGGCAACAAUGAGGAUGCACUGGAAGGCAACCGACUGGUCUUGUCGCCUCAUACCGCGCUUGAUUACGUCCGGCCACGGCCUCCAGCGGCAAUCAUGCAGCCGCCACAUGCAACGGCAGACGAAGUCGCGGCAGCGGCGAAUGCCGAAAUGCCGUACUUCCAUGCAGUGUACGACACGGCUGCGGGAGUGGAGCUGCAGCAUCCUCGGCCGGUGGGUGUUCCUGAUUUCGGAGCAGGGGCUGGGCGUGACCUGCCAAUGCCAUGGCCGGCAGGGAUUGACCCGCCCGAGGCGCCAUACAAUCGUACGGCGGCUGCGAUGCUGGGACCUGAUGACGUGGCGCUUUGCCGACUGGCUGGGUUUCGGAGAGCGCCGGGAGCACCGGAUUUUGGCGUCAUGCAACCGAGAAUGCCGCCGACGGCAGUCAACAUGGACGGACAGCGUUUGGAUCUGGAUCCGGACGCCGUACUGGAUCGCCUGCGCCACAUGCCGCCUCGUCCAGCUGAUAUGACGCGUGCACAGGGCCGCGCUGACCCAUUGGCUGCUGGCGGUUGGCUGGGCGGUCCUGAUCCUGACCUGACAGCAUGGCUGGACUACCGACCACGACCGGAUGCAGUACGGCGGCAUCUUGUGGCGCCACUGGCCGUGCCUCUGGGUCGGCAGAUCGGUCGAGCGCAGGCUCAGCGUGCUGACCCGUGGGUCGGGGACGAUGCCACGGGCGACCUGGACGCUGGCGUGUACAACGUACGAUACCGCCUGGUACGGCGCUCCGCACCCGCCAUCGACUUCAGCCGCGCUGCCGCCGUGGACCACACCGGGCUAGCCCCGGGCGCCCUGCCCUCCGACCCAGAUGCGGGCAACACGCUGCUGCUGCAGCCGCGGCAGCCGGAGGGCUGGCGGCCGGCGCUGCACCCCGGGGAACCCGGCAAGCAGCCGUUUGGGCGCGGAGAGGGGCGCUGGGAACAGCCAGGUGCCGACCCGGCCUACCGCCUGCUGGCGGCGGUGGGUGAUGAGGGCGGCGCGCUGCUGCUGCGCCACUCCGCUGACGACCUGGCGGCGCUGCGGCGGCGAGCCACCGCCGCCAACGCACCCGCGGCGGCAUGGGGCUGGAUGACAGCGAGGAGGGACGCGCAGGUGAUGCAGCCUGACCCCUCGCAACCGCCGCCGCCCCCGCCCCGGGCACCUGCUGUCCCACGGGUCGGUACCCUGCUGGUGCAGCGGUUGCCGCCGCGAGAUGCGGAGCUGGAGGUGAUCAAGGCCAACCCUCCAAACGACCCACGGGUGGUGGCCAUUCGGCGGCGGGACAGGGUGCUGCAGCGGAUGGUGGACAAAAUAAAGGCGCAGCGGGCGGCUGUGGCAGACAUAUAAGCUACCGUUUAACACCUCCACAGCUGCCGACAUAGCCGACAGGCCUAAGGGCUGAUGCUUGAGGGAGGCAUGAAGUGCGGUAUCAUGAACGGAUGCUGACCCAGAUCGCAUACUAAACAUACAAUCCUCAAUAAUGGAGAAAGGGAUUAAUAGCCGGUGGCCGGGUAGGCUUUUAUGGCAAUGAGAAGUCAUGCGGCUUGAGAACUGCGGGUUAGGGCUAUGGUAGCAGGCAUGCAACCGUUUUGCGGUGAAGUAUAAGCGCUUGGUUCAAUGCAUACGAAAGGCAUGAUUAGGCGGCAGGCUGAGCGGCGCGGGAGCGACACGGGUCUUUGCUAGGCUUGCCGCGGCCGCUGCUGCUUUGACAAUACCUGCCUGCGCGGGAAGCUACUUGCUUCAUUCAAUAGCAGGCCAACCCUACUACAAAUAGAAGGUGUUACCUACUUUAAACAUCACAAACCAUGUGAGGAAGUGUUUCACACGCUGAUAUAGGUAUUUUGCUAAGCUGUCCGGGCCUUGCCGUUGCUGUGCCGGCGCAUUACAACGCAUCAGGGUUUCUCCGCAUUUCAACGCAUCAGGGUGUCUCCGGCUUUGUUUCAAUUGGCAACAUCUAGCUCAUGAGCUCCUUGCUUCCCUGUCGCUUCACUGUCCUCUUUAGAGGUACCCUUAUCGUUGAGAGGCGCAGGCUAGCGGUGUGGGUCCGGACGGACCAGGACGUGGCAGGUGGCGUACGCUGGCGCGUACACAUGGGUUGCUAUCUUGCUAAGAGCGUACAUAUAUUCGCCAGCACUUAAUUUGGCCGUACGUCGCAACGUUGCAAAGUGACUGCUGAGUGCUGGUAAAAGCAACCCGUCGCUUGG